AUGAUGAUGACUGCUGGAUCGAUUAUUAUUGGUGUCGCCCUUGCCUUGGGAGGCGUGACGGAUGCAUUGGUUCCAGCUGACCCUAUUAUAACGCCGCCAGCUGUGCUUCCACGGCAGAAUAACGAUAGAUUUAUUGGGUGGGUUGAAUCUGAUAAUACUUGGUUCUCAGAGACGUGCUCAUCGGGACUUACUUGGUAUCAAGAUGAAAAGUACGCACAAUGCUGCGCAACGACUCUCGAGGGUUGUCCAGCGCCUACAGCAUGCGUUCAAGGCACCAUGGUCUACCCCUUACCGUCCCUUUCAACAACCAUCUCUAUCGCAUGCACCGAAAACUACAAUGACACUCGCAUGUCUAUCUGCAACACGGCCUUUAUCUUUGAGAAUACUGGCGACUCAAAUCCGAAAACCGACAUUGUAUGUGGUGUCUCUGCUCUAAAUUGGUCGUACUACCGCAGCAUCCCUGCUUCCGCCACCGAAGUCAUCGUCUCAUCCAACGCUUUCUCUUUCCCCCAAGUCGCCUCCUCUGGUAUCAACGCACCAACCCGCACGGCACGACCAUCCACGACCUCCAUCCCCUCAUCUUCCUCAUCUACCUCUAAAGCCUGGAUUGCAGGCGCAGUCAUCGGCCCCAUCGUCGGCCUCGUCAUUCUCGGCUUGGCAAUCUUCUUCCUCCUUCGCCGGCGCAAGAACAAGAAAAACGCCGCUCCUCCUCCUCCGCCCCAAGCAGCAAUGAACUACGGUCCCUCGUCCAAUCAAGCCCCCAUGCCCUACACCGACACAAAACAACACUAUACACCCUCCCAGGGCCAAGCCUACAUGCAGCAAAACCCACCACCUGUCCCGCAACCCUACGGCCAAACAGCCCAAAACGACGCCUACGCCCAACACACCGCAUACAACGCCCAGCACGGGUACAACACGGGCUCCGUCUCCCCCGUCCCACAAUACACACUCCCCCUCAAGCCCCCGCAAACCCAAUCUCCUCCCCCACCCCACUCCCACCACCAACACGAAUACUACAACCCGACCCAGGACACCAAACACGCAUCCCACGCCUCAGAACUCAACGCCACACCCGACCGCCCCCUCUCCAACAUCUCCCCUUCCUCCCCAUCUCCCUACCCGCCUCCCCCCGCGACUUCUCCUCCCCCGCAAACACACGCACUGCCUGCACACUUGGAAUCUCAGUCACAGCAGAUAUACAGUCCGCAGCCGACGCAGGCGGCGCAGCAGGGGUCCGGGGCGGUGGAGAUGGGGGAUAAUCUGCGCAUGGUGCAGGGUGAGGCGUAUUUUGAUGGUGUGGAGUUGGCGGGGGGUGGGUCGACGCCGAGGCCUGGGGGGAGGGGGUAG
Messenger RNA from Plenodomus lingam JN3, 1350 nucleotides. RefSeq lists its product as uncharacterized. The record is from RefSeq and is a predicted model, not a curated record. Lineage: Eukaryota; Fungi; Ascomycota; Dothideomycetes; Pleosporales; Leptosphaeriaceae.